This is a messenger RNA of Gilbertella persicaria, 1005 nucleotides long. RefSeq lists its product as uncharacterized. Lineage: Eukaryota; Fungi; Mucoromycota; Mucoromycetes; Mucorales; Choanephoraceae. The record is from RefSeq and is a predicted model, not a curated record. The annotation marks the transcript as partial. The transcript has a single exon.
AAUGGAUCAAUACAAACUAGUAGAACAUAAUGACACUAUUUAUCAAAUACCUAUUAGAAUGAUUGAUGGAGAAAGAGUAGUGUUGCUCAGUGAUGCUCAGUCUAUAUUACCAAAUGCCACCGCGUUUCUAACAAAUUCAAAACUUGUUCCUUUUAAACUAGACUCUUUUAAUCAUAGAGAAGUCUUGCCAAAAAGAGUACUGAUAUCAGAUACAGACCUGAAUCAUUCUACUCUUUGGCAAAUACAUGUUCCUCAAGAUACGAGUCAUUCUGCUAUACAGUCAACCGUAGUCGAGAUCCAGAUCAAGCUAGAUCAGUUGUCCGAGAAACUAGACAGAAUACUUUCUGUUCGACAUAGUGACACGCUUGAUGAAUCAAGUAGUGAAAGGACACAUAAUACCUCGGAAAGCUUAGAAGAAAGCAGCCAUAUAGGAGCAAUACCUUUGCAUAAUCAUCAUGAAGACAAUACAGCAGAGAAUUUGGGUUCAGACGACAACGACGAUGAUGAUGAUAACAGCAGCCAUUCAAGCAGUCCUCCUCCUGCUUUUUCUAUACCAUCUUCAUCACAGCAACAGCAGCAGCAGCAACAUGAAGCGCCGCCCUCUUAUGAGACAUCUGUCUUGAGUACCAUUAAAUCGCUGAAUGAUAAGUUACGCUUAUAUGAAUCACAUAUCUCAAACAGACAUAAAUCACCUAAAUGGAUGGCUAAAAGACAAGAAUGGAUUUCUCGAGAACCGAGUAGUAUUGAGCAGACUGCUUAUCAAUUAGUCCAGCUCGAAAUGGCACUUUUGUGGACUGCAGUGACUGAAUCUUGGAUUCAAGAACGGGAAACAUGGUUAACAUUAGUAGCCAGUUCAAGAUCAGAAAGACAUUUAGCAGGUGCUAUCAUCAAUUUAGAAAGACAUACGUUAGUGAUGGAUCAAGAGUGGGCUGGUAUUCGAGAAAGAUGGAUCAAUGAAUUACUGGAAAUGGUCGUAUUGCCCUUAAGUCACGGAUAAAUAAAAAC